GGGAGCGUACUGCACUUUUGUAGUUCGUGCCAUUUCAGCAUUCCGAGUUCUAGAGAUUGGAUUUCUGUGAGGUUUCAUAACUACAGAACUAUAAUAUAUUAUUAGGUCUGUAGGUAUUUCAUUUAACGAGGACCGGGUGUGAUGAUGGAGAGGUGGGCUCCGUUUAAAGAGCUGUGGUCAACUGUUCAAGAAAUCGUUCUCAGAAAAAGUGGAUCGAUUCAUCAUUUCAAAGCUCUUCUUCGACGCCACAGACCUGACUUCUUAAGCCUGCUUAAAAACCCUGUGAAAAAUGCUGAGCAUCGGACCAAAGUACAAAAUGCAGUGAACGAAGGUUUGAGUCUCAAAGGAGAAAGUUCGCCGCAGACAUUCUCUCAAGAUUUUAUAGAUGAAUCUCUUAUUGUCAGUGAUUUGUUCAAUUUGAAUGAGUUUUCUGCCGUUGAGUUAUUAUUGGAAGGUGAGAGGCAACAACCUCACUAUCCACAAUUAACACGAGGAUUGGUCGGUGUUCUGUUGUACUGGGAUGGAAGAAAAUGUUUGACAAGUUCGUUAAAAACUCUCAUGCAAUGCAGAAAAGGACAAACUUGGACUUUGGAAGUCAGUGAUGAAAUGGUCGAAGCUGCAACAGCAUUCACAGACGAACUUCUGGAGAAUGGUUUGACCAAACAAGUAUUGAAACUGUUGGAUGAAAUUCAGGUUGACAAAGAAAUUGAAACAUUGUCAAAGCAAAGAGGUUUAGGAGGAGUUAAGCAUAGGAAACAAGUGCGAGACUUGAUCACUUGUGUCAGGAACGAUUUAGCAGAGAGUUUAUUCAACUACGCCGGCCAAUCAAAGCUUUCUUUGAAAGAUACUUUAUCUAUUCUGGAUCAUCUUGAAAAAAAUGUAGAAGCAUCAUCAGAUGGAAGAUUAUCUUUUGAUAUUUUGUCUCUGCUUCAUACUGUGUUCUAUGCCUUCACUUUGCCACAGGACAUUCCCAUAGAACAAGAUGACAGAGGAUUAGAACUUCUGCUGAAUCAUCCUUUGAUUGCUGAGAAAGAUUUUGUUCAGAAUGUUCACAAGAAAAUAAUGAAAAGAGAUGAGUGGAAAAUCCCGGGCAUCAAAGCUUGCAUUCAACUUGCAUGGUCUCUUGCAUUACGUGCUUUAGCUCAGAUACCAAUGGCAGUUUUGGAAAAUAUGCCUGAUACUUUCAAUUCUACUGGAUUCACUGAUGCUUUGGAACAAGAUGAAAUGAUGUUGGAAUUUGCACUAGGUGGAAAAGUAUUCCAAUUUCUCAAGGAGAAUGUUAUUGCCAGUCCUGAUUUUCGUUCUGAAGAAUUUUAUAUCCGUAGAAUCCAUGGGUUGGUUACAGAUUUGAUUGUAAAUAUGCCUUUGAAGGUGAAAGAAAUGCGUAACCGUGGUGACGAAGUUGCUCGGAUAUUAAUGCUUCAUAUCAUGCAACAGGAAGAUCCUCCUUUGCUGAGAGAAGAUUUCAAACAUUUCAUGGAACUUAUCACUGCAUUAUACGGAGAAGAUGAAAAUGAUCUUCAAUUAUCAAUGGAUUACUGGUGUCCUGCUUCAGAAAGUUUUCAAGCUGGAAACACAUCUCAGAUUGGUGGCUCAUUCCUUGGAACAAGUAGACUUAAUCAAAGGUUGCCUCAACGACAGGUAUCCUUGUUCAAGUUCCUUCGUCAGUCUGGUGAUCUUCUUCCACCAUUGCUCUACAUUCCAUAUUUAAAAAUGUUGUCUGCGUUAUCUACUGGAUCACACAGUGCUAGAAUGGCUUUUGAGAUGUUGAGAAUGAAUGGGGCUAAUAUGGGAGUGGCCUCUGAAGGAAGCAAUGUAUCUUGGGAUCAUUUCUUUCAGUCCAUGAAUCGUUAUUAUACAAAUUUACGAAUGGAACAAACGCAAUCUGGGCAUAUUGUUUCGACACUUGGUGCAGUAUCAGGACAGAACAUUACACAGGGGCAUCAUCAUCAUACUAUGUCGAUCACACCACAAGAAGUUGAAGGCUUGAGAGCUGUGCUGCAGUUACUUGCUAAGAUUACUCAAUAUGAUGACAUUGCUUGUCUCACAGUAUAUGAGCAUCCACAUUGGAAUGCAUGUGGAGGAUUACUUGGUUUGCUACAAUGUCCUGUCCCUGCUGUAUUGAAAGGAGAUGUGUUACUUGCACUGAAUCAACUAGCAAGAAUGCCAGAGAUUGCAGUUGGACUUCUUCAUGCUUUCGAAAGUGCAAUGAUUAUGGAGGCACAAACUGGUUCAACAUCAACAGGCCGAGCGAUUGAGAUUGAAUUAGAAGAAGUGGAAUCAAGAGAAGAACAAUAUCACAUGACUUGCUCUUUUCUUAAAUUCCUUUGCACAUUGACUGAUGCCAGUAAUAUUGUCAGUUUCACAGCAACAUCUCAGUCAUCGGGAUUUGAACCUUACUUGAGAUUUGCGAUUGAACUUGUGUUUCUCAAACUCAUGACGAGAUCUUAUAAAAGUGUUGAAGAAAAAUGGGAAAUUGCCACAUAUUCUUUGAAACUUUUUGCAAAGCUACUUUCUCAAUACCUUCCUCAUCCUGAAGAUUUUCUUCCAGAGAAAAGAAUUUUGGAAUCUGGAUUUGCUGCUCUUGCAUCACAGGAUCCUCUCAGUAUUUCAAUGAAUUCAUCACUCGGAGGUUUCAACACAUCAGCAUUCCAAGGUCAAUCUCGAAUCCAAACUCAGACAAGUAAUAAAGCACCUGGAUAUCAUAUCAUGAUUCAUAUCAUGAAUGAAGGAAAUUUUUUUAAAACUGUAAUGGAAGUAAUUGAAAACUGCAUCUCAUACUUGGAUAGAUAUAACGUCAAUAAAACAUUGGAAAAACAAUUAGUUGAAGCUGGAUUGGCUGCAUUGUAUUUGAUUCAAAUGACUCUGGAUCUGCAGGAAUCUUUCCUAUCAAGUAUGAGAGAAAGUGGGAAUCCAGUCCUAGUGAAUACUCUUGAUAAAUUGUUGCUCAGCAUUAAUCCAAGAACUGGAAAAGCAGAUUAUAUUGUAACAAUCACAAGAUUUGUUACUCACAAUCUCACCCAUCCUCAACUCUCGCUUUCUGCUUGUGAGAUUAUCUCAUGUUUAUGUCGCAUAUCGAGUGCAACUCAUCGGGAAGUUUUCUCUAUGAUAACAUCACUUGGUAACUCACAAACUCGAGCAAAAAUACUUCAUGGUUUUGUUGAAGCGAUUGAAUCUGGUCAACCAGAAAUUGAUGAAGAGUCUGGAGAAGAAUCUGAUCCAUCCACUGUCUACAACAGUAAAUGUAGAUUAACAGUGUUGAGAUUACUACUGCAUUGUAUUGAUCAACCAUCACCUAACCUUGCUCAUUUCUUACUUGGAUUCAACAUUUCUAAACCUAUCAACAAAGCCAGCUUGCAGGAUGCUGGCGUUCUACAGUCACCACGAACGUGUUUACAUUCAGUGAUAUCCAUCCUGUCUUAUGGUAUGGAAACAUCAAAGACGUCGACACCAACUCAACCCAACGCAAUUACUGAAACUCCUGCAUUAGCCGAACUUUGCUUUCAACUCAUUUAUAAAUUAACUGCAAAUGUAGAAACAACUGGACCUGUGUUGAGAUAUCUUCGAUCCUCUCAUGACUUUGUAUUUCGACAUCUUCAACAUUUACCAUUCCAACCUGGUGGUAUUGCCAAAGAAAACCAACUGUUAUUACAGCAAGCUUGGUUACUGAAAACAACAGCAAUAGAAUUAUUUUCAACGUCUGCAAAUCAUCAGAGAUCACAUACACAGAGGCUGAUUCAAAUGUUGUUUGACAAACGUUCAUCCAUAUCAGCAAGCUUUCUUGGGGCUUCAACUACGAACACCACGGUUGCAGAUUUCACUUCUGUAUCUGCCAUGCCUUCUUUGAGUCAUUCUAUACUUGGUGCUAGUGUGAUGACAGCAGAUACAUCUGUGGCAGCGGCAAUGACAACAAUGAAUGCCACGGCAUUGAAUAACAGCCUCCAACCUGGGCAUGAAAUGCCACAGAUUUUAAGGAUUUUGAACAUUUUGGAUUUUUCACAGGAGUUUCCACAGCCUCUUGCUUUAGAACAAUUUGUUCCAGCAAAUGUUGAGAAUGCCAUACAAUCAUGUGAAGUUAGAAAUGAGCAUGGACUCUCUUAUUGUGAUAUAAAGGCACUUCAUGAGUUAUUGGAAGCAAAUGUUAAUACUUUACAAAGUGCAAAUGAUGCUGAGAGAAAGUCUCGAGCAAUUCAAGAAGUUCAGAAUAUAUUGAAGACUGCUUUGGAAAGAAAUCAAACUCGGCAAAGCGUUCAUUCCAAACUAGCAUUGCUCAAUGCAUGGAAACAUACUUUAGAAGUUGCAUUGAAUGCUUGUCCUGUUGAUUUAAUGGGGAAAGAAAUAAAACAACAGAUCUUACUUGACAUUCUUCAAGAACUUCUGAGCAGAGUCUUAAACCCGGAUUCCAUGUCAGAACUUUCAUCUCCUGUUGCAUCAAUAUGUUUAACAUUGAUUACUCAUCUCCGAACUUGUUUCUCUGCAGCUAGUAGCAUUGACGGACAACGACAUUCAAUUCUUGUUUCUGAUCUUUCAACAAGUCAAAAUCUUAAUGUAUCAAGAAUAUUACAACAGGAAUCGAGCACACCCAUCCCACCGAGCAUUGCUGGCUCCUUACAGGUUAUAAUGAAAGGAAUAUUGGAAUGGAUACUCCAGGCGGGUGUUGGUCAAAAAGUACGAGCUAAUCUGUAUGCAUCACUUCUAUAUUACCUGCAAAUGUGUCAGAAACCUAAAUCAUCUUCUGAAGAAAAAGCCACUCAGCCAUCGUCAUCAGGUCUUCGUGCAUUAUCAGUAGAUAUUUAUGCAAAACUAGCUCGGGAUAACGUCAAGUUGUUCAAGGCUUAUGGCGAUACCUUGAUGGAACUUUUAUGCAAAGAUGCAAGUGAUGGUCAUAACGUCUGCAGAAUUCUAGCUUAUUCGUGCCUUGAUGCGAUUAUACAAAUUGAUUGGGAACUUGCAUGGCUUCAGUUUAUGAUUAAGAAGGGAUAUAUUAACUCAAUUGCUCACAGUUUUAUUCAAGAAGACGAAGCCCUUCAGCAGGCCGUUACACCUAAUCCUGAAGCAGUUCGAUCAUUAUACAUCUACGAACAGAAGAUGGCUUUUUUGAGUUCUCUGGCACGGACACCAGCUGGCGCUAGAGCUAUUUUAGAUGCAGGAGUUCUCACUAAACUCGCAAAAUGUGCAUUCCUCGAAAUGCGUCCAGUUGGUGACGAUGGAAAUGUUAACUCAUUUCUGCCAAGUGUGAUGUCUCGUUAUCGUCAACUGCUUUUCCCAGCCCUGAAACUUUGCUCGUCAAUUCUUGCAACACUAGGUGGCACUACACAUCAUGAAGCGAGCGCUCUUGUUCUAGAGUUUAUGCUGAUUCAUGCUGACACAAUAAUAAAUCCAGUUCUGAGAAAUCAACCUAUUCUUGAUGAUAUACAGUCCUUGAUGGAACUGAAAUUUGUGACUGGUAUCCUGAGUCAGGUUGCAGGACAAGAUUUCUCCAAUGAAGCAAUGUAUGCUAACAUUCCACAAGGUGUCCUCAUUGAGCUGCAAGGACAUUUAUCGAAAAUUCAGCGUCAGUUAUUGAGUCUUCUUCCACGAUAUUGUGUAUCUGCGGAAUGGAUUCGUGACAUUGAGAGGAAUAACAGAGAAAGGGAAGAUAAGGAAAAUAUACAAGAGAUAAUUCUUCUUGUUCAUGAAAUUUGUGCAAAUCUGACGAGUUAUUGUGUCGUCAUAAUGCAACAAAAGUCACAUGACAUGGACUCACCAGUCCUGUUAUUUUCUCCUCACCUGGAUGAAUUGUCUGAUGGUGAUAACAUCUAUAGACAGGAUUACCCAGGAUCCAUCCAACCUCCUACACUUGGAUUAUUAGUUCGAAUCUUGAAAGUUUCCUCUUCAAAAUUUAAUUCUGCCAUGGAAUCAGUCGCUGUACAAAAGAGAAGAUUGGAUAAUGUUGCUAUUCUUACUGCUCAAGAAUUGAAGGAGAUUUCAACUACAGAAGACGAUAAAUUAUCGAUUCCGCAACGGCAAGCUAUUGCUUCUAUCAAACUUAGGAAGGAAAUAUCUUCCAAGGAGCAGUUUCUUUCAACAUUAUAUUUUGUCAUGGAAAAUUCUUUACUGUUGCUAUGGCAGCAUCUAGAUUCUUUCGUCAUAAAGUCUGUAGAAGUUGAUACAGGUUCAACUGGAAUUCUUUUCCAAACUAAGAAUUCUGGAAUGCAGAGACAAACCCCAAGAAGACUGCAAGACAUAUCCAACUUUACAGAUGAUUCAAUGUCGCCUUCCAGUCAAAGUUCAUUCCCCAAACAUACAAUGUCAGUUGGCGUUAACAAGGAAGUUAUAAAAGAGCUUAAACGAUGUUUACCAUCCUGCAUGACUGAUGUCUUCCUCUCCAAACUAUGUGACAUCGAAGCAAAUUGGAACGAUGGAUCGAAGUGUACAUUCGUUCGUCCGCUCGUAAGAAGAAUUCAACGCAUAGUACGAUUGCAUACAACGACAAGGUCUGCAGCAAUGUAGUAUAGAUUGCGAGAAUAUAUGUCGUCAAAUUACCACUUAUAUGUGAUAGCUCAAUGUGAUUGUUUCUCUGUUUUUGGCUAUUCAUUAAAAGAAUGCAGUUGUUUGAACUUUUGAUAAUUGGUGUGGGUCAAGACAUAAGUUUUAUAAAAAGUUACAACAGCCCAAUAGCCUCGAACAAAAUAAAGUUGUAGGUAGAUUGAACCAUUGUUUAUGCUGCAUGAACCUUGGCAACCUACAUUUAUAUCUACGCCUUUCAAAUACAGAAUAGAAAUGUUCAAUUUUUAUGCAUUCCAUGUUUAAAAUGUGUUUGUACUUUGUUAUAGGCAAUAAUUCGUAAAAUAAUUCAAUUAUGUUCAACUAUCCGACUUUGGUGGUGAUUUUGUAUAUUUCGUGGAUUACGGUAUUUCAUAAGCCGGGAUUUGUACGUUUUCUGAUGUAAUUUACUGCCAAUAAACAAAUUUUGAUGGUCUGUGAUGUGCGGACUGGUGCAGCUAA
Molecule: messenger RNA, 6987 nt
Organism: Styela clava
Lineage: Eukaryota; Metazoa; Chordata; Ascidiacea; Stolidobranchia; Styelidae
Product: nuclear pore complex protein Nup205-like
Biological process (GO): nuclear pore organization
Cellular component (GO): nuclear pore; nuclear pore inner ring
Molecular function (GO): structural constituent of nuclear pore
Source: RefSeq, a predicted model, not a curated record